This is a messenger RNA of Leptidea sinapis, 11244 nucleotides long. RefSeq names its product protein ECT2 (gene pbl). The transcript has 20 exons. Gene Ontology annotation, biological process: intracellular signal transduction; regulation of cytokinesis, actomyosin contractile ring assembly; nervous system development. Lineage: Eukaryota; Metazoa; Arthropoda; Insecta; Lepidoptera; Pieridae. Gene Ontology annotation, molecular function: guanyl-nucleotide exchange factor activity; GTPase activator activity. Gene Ontology annotation, cellular component: cell cortex; nucleus. The coding region runs from base 193 to 4467 and encodes 1424 amino acids. The record is from RefSeq and is a predicted model, not a curated record.
UAUUGAGUUACGUUUGUGUUUGUAAUCUGAAUUUGUAUAAAAAUGUAUUUAACGUGCUUUUUCUUGAAAAGAACUGUAUUUCUUUUAAAAUUUACUUAAAAUUAUGGUUUCAUUAGAAUGUGUGUGAAAGUGUAUUAUAUCUUUAAAUUUCAUUUAUGUUUCUGAGUGUAAUAACGUACUGUACUACGCAAGAUGGACGAAGUGUCUAGGGGUAUGUCACAAACAGGAAGCACCGCUGUAUCUGACAAAACUGAUGAAAAUAAUGAUUCGUCGCCGGCGGUGGUGUACGUGAGUGAGGUUUGUCUCGAGUGCGAGCGAGUGCGUGCGGCGUGUGAGCGGCUCGGCAGCGUGCUCACUGUGGCCGAACCCGAGGCGCUGUCGGCGCCGCAGCUGACCCCGGCUUACCUCGUUACCUCGCCCUUCGAAGGAGACCUCUUCGAUGCGGCCCAUAAAGCAAAGUAUAGGGUGCUCGGCCCGACGGCGGUGCUGCAGUUGGCUGAACGAGAUGAACCUCCGCCGGCCAACACGCGACCGCUCUACACGCUGGCGAUGCGGGGGGCGGUCAUAUGCUUCUCGGGCUUCCGGAAGAAAGAUGAACUUACGUACCUGAUAACCCUGAUCCACUAUAUGGGCGGGUCGAUCCGCAAGGACAUGUCGAGCAAGGUGACGCACCUGAUAGCGGCCGCGGCCACCGGCGACAAGUACCGAUAUGCGUCGGGCUUCGGCCUGCCCGUGCUGUCGCGCUCCUGGGUCGACGCCUGCUGGGACCGUCGCGACGACCCACACUGUAUGGCCACCGACGAUGACAUUAUUAAGGAGCACAAAUUGAAAGUGUUUGCGGGGGCGCGGGUUUGUUUCGUGGGUUUCCCUGAAGAUGAGACCCAACACAUGGCCGAGGUGCUCGCGAGCAACGGUGGCUCUUCGUGCCCAUUGGACGACCCUGAUUGUACCCAUGUCGUUAUGGCCAAUGGGGAGACUUUCGGUCGUUCGCUUAUCCUAUCACCCUAUACCAACACCCCAAAUAGCUCAACAAAACAGCUCCGUUCUACUCCAACCAGAUCCCAAACCACUCCAAAGAGCUCAUUAUACCGCAGACUGUCAGCCCGCUUGUCUGGUCGACGCUCUAGUCCUACUAAGAAUGCGAAUGAAGAUACAGAUAAUAUUGAAAAUGAAAGAGAGAGGCGUUUGCAGAAUGCAAGAGAUUGUUUUAGAAAUAAUAAAAGUAUUAAUGUCGAUGCUAAGCAUGAAGAUAAAACCAGUAUUAAUAAUGUAGUGAAAUUAGAAGAUUUAAGUUUAUUUAAUCAAAAUAAUUCUAGUGAACAAAUCGAGAUGCGUAAUUAUAAAUGUAGAAAUAAAGAAAACGAUUAUAGUUUAUAUAUACACGGAACCGGGAGAGAUCGCAGAACGAAGGAGAAAAGAGAAGUUUUUAAAAACAAAUCUAUGAACAUAUUUAAUAUUGUAGAUUGUCUAACUGAGGCAGGUUCUCUGAAUUCUUCUCUUACUAAGAGCUUAUGCGAUUUAGAUUUCAAAGACGAGACGGGUUUUUUGUUACCAGCGACAACAGAAUGCAAGGAGUUGCAACAGUCAAAUACUACAAUAUCCUCUGGAAAGAAACGAAGCCGGAACUCUACAGAUUCCACCUUUCAAAUGAGUCCAGUAGAUGCAACAAAUUUAUCGCCGGACAAAGCGGAAGAUUCUACUUGGAAGUCUAUAAAAAGAUUAAAAAUAAAAGAUUCAUUUAAAUUCAAAAAUCGUCCAACAAUAUUCAAACGCACGAAAAAGGAUUCCGUUACUAAAGUUCCUGGUGAAAUAACGGUGGAACCAGUUAGUCCUGAGACCGUAAAACCGACGGAUCCCGCGGGGGAGUUCAUCGCAUCGACAUCCUCCCCUAUAAGAGAAGAUGACAACACUUCUAUAUGCUCAAUGAAUCUCAGCAAACAAUCAGGUUUCUUUGACAUGUCCUUUGCAUCGAUACGAAGUUCAAAGACAGUUAAAUCAAAGUUGCGGAGGAGCGUAAAGUCAUUCACUGCCUCGUUUCGCAGCGAAAGGAAAAAGAAAUACGAGAAACGCGAAAGAAACACCGUCGAAGUGGACGCGUCGCAUUUACCAUCGGACAUAAAACACGUUUCUACACCAAAGAGAGAAAUAGACGACAUGCAUCUCGAUAUAUCACCGGUACAAGUUGAUACUGUCGAUAGUACAGAUAUGAGAACACCAACUAUCAAUCAUGAUGUCGACGAGUUGGAUGAGUCUGCUAUAUUUAAAACGCCUCAUAGGGUUUGGUUAAGAAAUCAGCGGCACUCUAUAUGCGUUGGUUCCGAUAUAAGAGCGAAGAGUGCUGGUCAUAUCGCGUCGUCCACAGACAGUCCCGCCCCGCUCCCCUUCUUGUGUCCUUCCCCGCGCUCGUCCGGCCCUGAAGCGCUGCGGAAGGCGCCCGCUACGACGCCUCCCAUCCGUGACGUCCGCGCCAUAUCACAAUGCCAUGGACUAUCGCUGCCGGUGGUCGACGAACACAAUACGGUCGUUGUACCCGAUUGUUCGCAACGUGUGCACGUUGUCAAGGCUGAAUGGUUUUGGGCGUCCGUACAAAAUGAGGAAGCGCAAGACGAAAGGGAUUUCCUGUUUAAAGAUUACCUGGACGAAGUAUCACGGCGGUCGUCGGUGGGCACGGUGGGUGCGGCGCCCCCCGUCGACGAGUGCGGGGCGGGCGCGGGGGGCAGCAGCACGCCCGCCCACCUGCAGCGGAUACGGAAGCGGAAAUUGCGUGGCGGAGAUGCGGCGCUGCACAAGCGACGCUCGUCCGUCGGGGACGCCGUGCUGCUCAGCCUGUCUGGCAACCUGCUGGACUGUACGCCCUCGCCCGACGGCAAACAAUUGUUAGAAGAAUCUGAAGUACCUGAUAAUGUGGUGAGGAAACUGAUGUCCCCGAGACAACAAGUCUUCAUGGAGUUGCUACAAACUGAAUCGAACUAUGUGGGAAUAUUGCAGACUAUUGUAGCAAUGUUCAAACAACCUUUGGAAGAGAUGGCAGAGGAAGACAGCAAUAACGGCAAGAAUCAAGCGUUGCUCAAUAACACAGAACUGAAAAUUAUAUUUGGAAACCUUCCGCCUAUUUAUGAAUUACACCAACGCAUGUUGGAGGAGCUGCGGUGGACGCAGGCGCACUGGAGCGAGGAGGUGAGCAUCGGCAGACUUGUGCUCAAGUACACGCCCGACAUGGUGAAGGCCUACCCGCCCUUUGUGAACUUCUUCGAGAACACCAAGGAAAUGUUGCAGCAAUGUGAUCGUGAUAAUCCGAGAUUUCAUGCAUUCCUAAAGAUUUGUCAAACGAAACCAGAGUGCGGGCGACAGAGUUUGCAGGAACUUUUAAUAAGGCCAGUGCAGAGGCUGCCCAGUGUUAGCUUAUUAUUAGACGAUAUACUGAAGCACACGCACAAGAGCAACCCGGACCACGGCGCGCUGGUGUCGGCUCUGGCCGGGUUGCGUGAGGUGAUGUCCCACAUCAACGAGGACAAGCGGAAGACCGAGGGCCAGCUGCAGAUGUUCGACAUAUACAACGACAUCGACCAGUGUCCGGCGCACCUGGUAUCUUCGCAUCGCUCGUUCGUCUCCCGGUGUGAGGUGGUUGAACUAUCCAAAGAACUUUCCGGCAGAGGCGACCACCUGGUGCUAUUUCUUUUCACCGACACCAUGGAGGUGUGCAAGAAAAGAUCUAAGGCGUUCAACAGUAAGAGUCCCACGAACGGCACUGGCACCAUGAGGAUAGGGUCCAGUAAACCAUACCGGCACAUAUCCUUGAUGCCUCUCAGCACCGUCAAGCGGGUGGUGGAUAUUCGGGAGGCGGACGACUGCCACAACGUGUUCGCGCUGAUGUGCCGGAGUAACCAGGAGUUGAAGGAGAAACUGUACUCGUUCAUGAUCACGGACGAGGCGGUGGACAAGGGCCACUUCCUGCGGCAGCUGUGUCGACAGAUGGCCAACACGGUCUGCAAGGCGGACGCGGAUAAGUUCCUUGCCUGUCUCGAGUCACAUCAGCUGGACAUCGACACGAGUGACCUAGCGCUCAGUACUCUGUCUAAAGUAUCCAAAUUCGCUGCGCGUACUAGGAUAAAGCUGGAGGCCCUGGCGGGACUUGGCGGGUGGCUGCGUGGGGCUCCGUCCGCGGCGCUCCUCGACACAUGGGUAUUGCGCGCUCACUUACUACCACAGGUGGAGCGGGCGUUAUCGUUUAACAAAACUCCGUCCAAGUUAAAACGUGCAAUGUCUUCAAUUAUAUCACCCUUCGGUUCCACUUCGAGCUUAACCCCCGCGUCGCAGCAACUUGCACAGAUGAGACUCGCCAGUUGUAACAAUAUAAACGAGGUGGGAGGCGGCGGUAAUGCCGGCGACGUGCGCGUGGCGCCGCUGUCGGUGCAGCCCACGCGCAAGGCCGCGCCGGGCGCCGCCGCCGCACUGCGCCGCUUCUGACGCACGCACAUGCGCACGCGCACGCAACAGACUGUGACUAGUGCCCGGGCUUAAUAAACUACCUAGUACUCAGGUGACAGAGUGCUCGGUGUACGUUAAGGCCUGAUAAUUGUAUUGCCGGCAAACUGUGAACCCGAAAUCUUAUACUAUGACAGCUGUGAAAAAUUAACACAAAGUGACAUACAAAUUGCGAGUGUAAGACGUGGCUUGUCACGCACACUAUAGUAACGGUUGUCUAGCAGCAAGAGACUCUAUCUAGACGUAUAAAUUAUUUAAGCCCGAAAUAAUGAAAGAGAUAAGGCUGCAUGCGAUGAGAGGGAGGGAGACCGCGAAAAAGACGCCUAGAUUUUUUGCCUCAAAGUCUGCGAGUGGGAAAUAUUCAUACAAAUCGUUACAGCCAUAUUUCAAAGUACAAUUUGUAUAUUGGAUGUUUGUAUUCAUAAACAUUUAUUUAUUUAAAUAUUUGCUUGCGUCUUCAGGUCCAUGUUUUCACGGGGUUUAUAAAGUGUUUUAAUUGAACAUGUGAUACUCGCAAAACACACUAAAUGUAAGUGUGUGACUGUAUUGAUCAAUUCUGUCCUGCUAUCGCUCGAUACCCUCACUCUCUCGAUACACAGUGUACUCGCUCGUGUCGACGAGACUAAGGUCCGUAUUUUCGAAGAUGUCCCAAUACGUUAUCUAUAAUUAAAUCGACAGGGAAUAUGCACAUAUUUCUUUCGAUUGUGUACACCGCUUUAAAAUAAUAAACUAUUCUUAUUAAUGGUAAAAAUAAAUAUAUUGCUAACAGCUGCGGACACUAAACGCCUGUCAUUUUGUCGCGCUUGAUACACAUGUACUAUGACGUCAUAGUUCAUAACAGCAAACAGGUUGCAGUUUUCCGAGAAAUUCUCUCCUAUCCAUACGCCACUUUCGCGUCGCUUUUGAAAUAUUUGAAUUUCCCAAAAUGUCUAUGCAUUUUUUUUAAUUAAUUUCCUGCCAACUAAAUUAUAAUAAUUCGAAAGUAAUAUUCUAAAAAUGUUUGACUCGUAUGUAUAUACUCUAUUGUUGUCACUGUUUUUACAACUGUACAUAAAAGAGACAACAAUACGCUUGAUCACGGAUUACGUGAUUCGUGAGACACCUUCUGAAAUCUGGACCUUAAAGAUUGAUAAUAUGAACGGUAUUUACUAUCGCGUUCUUGCUCGAAAUACCCGCAAUUCUCCACAAAGUAAACUGGUACGUUGUGAUGGCCGUUUUGACGAAAUUCAACGGGGGCGUUGACUUAUGUUAGUAUCGAAAAAAUAUUGCCCAUGAAGACUAUUUUGUACUUUAAAAUAUAUAUGUUAAUUUAAAAAAAAAACGAGCUAAUUAAUAAUUUCAAUUUGUCUAAACGGCCGUCAUAGUAUGGUCUACUUUAGUGCACGGAUACCCAAACUAUUGUGGACACCUCAUUUCCCACCUCCAUAGCCAAUUAUUAAAAAGAAUCUAAUUUUUUUCCGAAGAGAAAAAAAUAUUCUUUACUUGCCGAGUUUUUCAUCUUGUGCAAAUUUGUGAACGCUUAUGUACCUGUUGAGUUUUUUAAAAGUACUACAAUGAUACUAUCGAUCUUAAAACAAUUCUACUAAAUAUUUAUCAUUUGGUAACAAGUUAUCUUGAUAGAUUAAAAUAAGAACUUGAGUUAGUUAAAUUAAUAGGGAUUGAUUUUAGACCUCAUAGAUCCCCAAAAUCAGUUUUCGUUUAUGCGCAGCCUUGGGAAACAAAUGUUGACCCUUAAGGCCUAAGGGGAUAUCUGCCACUUUAAGAAUCCCUGCUUUAGUACGUGUACAAACAAAACUUUAACUCUUUGGUAACUUGUGACCAAAUUACGUCAAUUCCGGUUAAACAAAAUCACAUGUAUAUAUAAAUAAAAGCUGUACGUAAAUGCUUACUUUGAGUAAAAACCAUAUUUGAUAUUGUUGAACGUAAAUAAUUAUGAUGGGCCGCUAUGAGUACUUAUGUUAUUUAUUCUUUAAUGUAGCUAAGUCAAAAAUUUUAUUCGAAGCGUUCAAAGUAUGCGAGUAAGUUAAGCUACGUAACUUUGAAAUAUGUAACACUUCGUCCGAGAUCUAUAGCGCGUACUUAGACUUUGCUAAGACUUUACUUACGUAAAACUUAGUUAUGACAAAACGUAAACUUGACUUUUGCAUUGGGCUAUCUUAGCUUAAGGCGACACUAAAUGCCAGCGACCUUGACAGAUAUGGGUUCACGGCUGCCGGCCCACCAUCUAUGUAACAAAGCCAAUAUCUUCAAAAUUCUUAAUACUACUAAUCUGAAUAAAUGAACCUACACAAAAAAGUACAAGCUAUAAGAAUAACUUUUCUGAGAGAAGUACCAAAAAAAUGCGUCACGCCUGCCAAAAAACUUGUUUAACUUCAAAGAAAUGUGGUAAAUCAAAAAGGCUCGGCAUUAUUAACUAUAACCAACAGCAAGCAUUAGCAACCUACAAAUAAGACUUAAGGAUAUGUGUAACAGGAUUAAGUAGUGUUCAUAGCUCGAAAUGCUAUACUUUCACCACAAAACUUGCCUAAAAACACCAUGUUUGCGUGUUUUCUGCUUACUCUUCGCCUUAAGCUCAGUAUAAUUUCAGCUGUCAAAUGACUUUAAAAACAAAUCAAAGAUUAUGCUAAGCUUACACUCAGUUACGUUUUACGUAAAUCUAAGUAUCCCCUAUAGAUCUCAGCCUUAAACUUCAAUGUUAAGCAAAUUGAUCAAUACAAUUCGAUAUACUGUAAAAUAUUAUACAUUAACAAAAAAUCUGACCAUUGCCUCUUAAGAUAUUCUUACUUGAAUUGUGUACUGUUAUAACUGGAAUUGUUAUUUACUGUACAACGCGUUGUUGUGUAGUAACAUAAUGAGCUCAAAAUAUAUCUGUACCCCUUAAAUAGCGUAUUUAAAUAUUUUAUGUUUAUUUAAUGUAUCAAUUUCAUGUAAUAGAAUGUGCCAUGAGUGAUUGUAAUAAAUCGUCAUAAUUUUUUCCAAACAACGAAUAGUUUGUCAAUACUAUACCAUAUUAAUCUAUAUAUAUAUAAAAGAGAAUGUAUGUUUGUAUGUUCCCUAAUAACUACUAAACUAUUCGACCGAUCUCAAUGAGAUCUUUUGUAAAAGAUUCGUUGACGCUCAAGGAAGGUUUACAUAUAUAAUUUAUAUGGCAGCUAGUAAUAGAUAUCACUGAUAAAAUAUUGAUUAUAACUGGCAUAUACAGUUAUAUAGUUGUACAUAUAGAACCAAUUUAUAAAGUGCCAAGUAAUUAUAACUACAACGAUAUUCCAAGUCAAUAGAGUAUAUAAGCUAAAAUUGCGUAUCUUAUAUUUAUUGCUCUCGAAGCCCCAUAUUUGUAUCUAUCUAUAUUACAUAACAUUAUUCGGUCAAUAGGACAGUGGAAUUGUAGUACCUAAUAGUUACUUUAUGCCAACUGUUCUUGUUAGCUGUACUAUUGACUCAGCUUGUACUAUCAAAUGGCUCUAGUCAUAGUUACCUGUAGUAAAGCAGCUGUCAUAUUAUUAUACAUUAGAUUAAGGCGGGAAUACACAUGAAUGAUAGUCAAUGACAUACAUUCAAAAGAGUUUGUAUGAAUGGCGUGGCUUAAUCGCGUGGUAAUUUCAUCCGCCUCCAUACCAACUGAAAGAUAUAGCAAGCACACAAAACCGUUCAAAAGAAUUAGAAGAAAAAAAAAUGCGCACAAUUUGAUUAACCGAGUAAAACGGUAUUCUGAUAAAAUUUUAGUAAAAUACAGAAGUAAUCUAACUUAAAAUUAAAUUGAAAUAUUCUUGUUUAGUUUUAAAACGAUGAAAACGCCGCGCAAAGUUCUGGUUCUAUUUUUAAAAAGAAUAUUUAUUUUAAACUGUGUUUCUGCUGUUGUAAUAUUUUAGAAUAGAUAAUAAUAUAUUUAAAAACAGACCUGUCAUCAACCAUUGUCAGUCACAGACGAGUAAAAAAAGGACUCCGCACCGUGAUAUUAGCAAGUGAAGCACCGUUAUGCUUAGUUAAUGCCGAUUAGCUUAGGGGAUAAUAGUUAUACAAUUUUUUCUCCCUUAAAUAAUCAUAUAUGGCCACAAAUACUUAUAUAGUAUCGUUUCUACACUUUUUCACAACGUACGACGGCAUUUUUAAAAUAUUUUGUUGAGACGCAAACUGAUCUGUCAAAGACAAUGACAAUUCUCAUAAUGGCCGCCUAUUGGCCUGUAGUAGUGUAAUUGUGUGCGUGAGGCUGUAUAUUUACACGUUAAUCGGCUUGUUUUGGUGCUACACUGUUAUGUAAUGUGACACAGAGUCCUUAUUUUUUACUAGUCCGUGUUGUCAGUGAGAAAUGUGAGAAAAUAUUAAGAUUUUUAUUUCAUAUCAUUAAAUUGUCGUUAAAGGACUACAUUUAUAACGACUAACAGCUAAGUUGAUGGUAUUCUCAAGUUAUUACUUAUGUCCUUUAUAUAAUAUUGGCUAUACAAGGCAUUGUCCGUCUAUUUCAGUAUUUUAAGUGAGUAACUUAUUUAUUGCCAAAAAAGCUACAACUAUAAUUAUUUUUAAUCAGAUUUUUUAAACAUCUUAUUUGACACAUUGAUGAAAUGUUAUUGCCAAUUGAAUGAAAAUAAUAUAUGUAAAUACGUGUCUAAAUACUUAUGUCAAUAUUCUAUUAAUCAAAUCAAAUCAGUCUAAUUCAAAUUAUACCAAAAAAUUACACUUAUGAAUGUCAAAUGUUUUACCAUUUACCACAACUUUCGUAUAAGAUUGAGCUGUAAUAAAGUGAUGUGGUAAGAAGCUCAUUGCCGCUCUAAUAAACCAGUAUUAAGGCUUUGACGAUGUUAUGUUUUCCUCUCGCAAAUCCUUAUAUAUUCUUCAUCAAUUCAUAUCAUAUCUCAUCAUCAGAUCUUUAAACGACAAUGGCAUAUCUAGGCAUCGAAUAGAUAUAGUUCUGAUAGUUGUAGAGCUGAAUCACUGCAAACUACAAAACUAGCACCAAUCCUAAAAAGUUUAGUAGCGCUCGGGUUCAACUUAUAGCGUGUUACAAUUGAACAAAUAAUAAAAAACAGAAAAUAGUAGUGAUGGGCCGAAUGUGGUUUGAACCGAAUACGAACUUCGGCCGAACAUUCGGUAAAAAUCAAAAAUUCAGUCGCUCUCCGCGCACCCCCGCGUGAGACUUCGCUAACAUCUUCAUGAUGCGUGCUUUUUGUUUACAUAUUACGUAUUUUUAGGUGUUUUAACGAGGAUUAAUAUGAGAAAUAUUAAUAUUUUCUUGUUGCAAGUGUUUUAAGCCCUUUAGGGCUAUUAUUUAACAGAUACGACAGAGUUUUGGUUCUAUUAUUUAUGUUUAGUUUUCUCUUGAAUUUCGGCCGAAUGGCGAAGUUCGGCCCAUCCCUACACAAUAACUAUUUGUCGUUAAAUGGGCUUUUUUAGCGUGUACUCUGAUUUUAAUGUUCGGCUAUUCAUUAUGCUAUCUUAAGAUUGUUUAAUGUAUAUGAAUCAAGGCUCGAUGUUGAAGCAAGGGGGGGGGUAUUGGCAAUUAUAUCAUUAAUAUUUAUUACUAAUAUUUAUUUAAUUAUACGCUGUGAACGUUUCGGCGAGGCCGGAACUUCGUGGAAAGGUGUGCCUUUUGUAAAUGCAGGUUUUGAUCGAUCGAAUUGUUAUUUGAUAGUAUUACGUUGCAUAGAUUUAUAUUUCCAGUGAUUAUGAAUCGAAUAAUUUAAAUGAACUCAAAUGAUAUUGUACUGGUGCGAAACCAAAAACUUGGUGGUAAACUUAUUUAUGUUGCAUUCAUUUUGAAUUGUAAUUAUUUCAAGAAUAAUUUUUUUGCAACGAUUAUUUCAUAGUAUCCUAGUGAAGCGGCAGUUGAAACUGCGUAAAUUAUAGUGUAUAAAUUGAAUUUACGUAGUUUCCAACGGUUCUGUCUAAUUAAGUUUUAUUAUAACGUGUUGAAUAAUUUGUAAAUAUUGUGAUAUUUUAAUUGUUAAUAAGCAUUGUAGGUUAUAGUGUAGUGGUUGUACUUGCUCGCCAUCGUUGUGUCUGUUGCACAUUCAUUGUAAAGCGUUCCUAGAAAUUGCCUUGUUGCUUAUUUAACGCGAGUCGUCAUGUGCUAGAAUCAGUGCCGGAUUAAGCAAUAAGCAAGGCUCCUUUGCACAGGAUGCCUGUGCCAGGAUUUCUGUCGUGAUGCAGUAAUGUGUAAGCAUUAUUGUGUUUCGGUCUGAAAGCUAGUGAAAUUACUGUGCAAAUGAGACUAACAUCUUAUGUCUCACGACCCCGAGAGUAGUGCCGCUCAGAAUGUUUGGGUUUUUCAAGAAUCAGGAACGUGAACGUCCUGCUCGUCUUGUCUCUUAUUGUCAUAAAAAAAAGCAGCGCGGGGCCCUUUGCAUCUUCUUUCGAAGAGCCCUCUAUCUAUAUUGGAAAUAGUCUGUUACCGAGUGUCUGACGUGUAUAGUUUUAUGAAAAUUUGUAAACGUGUCACGUGUUUGUGACAUCAAGUAAAUUCAAUAUACCACAUAUUAGUAAUAAGUUUCAUUCAAUAAGUUACGCUCAGGCAGAGAAGAUCGCGUGGGGCCCGUAGCAUUUGCUACUCUUCCUACGUGGUUAGUCCGGCACUGACUAGCGUCCGUGGUCUGUGACCGAUACAGUUUGUAAAUAGCGCGGCAAGUCGACAGUGUAUAAAUCAAAUGCCCUCGAAUCCUCCGCCAGCUCAAAAGCGACAAGUGCGUCGUUAUUGAUCCGCAUUACUUCAUUGUACAAAGAUCUUAUAUUUAUGUUUAAUGAUUGAAAAAUAAAGGUUUAUUUUGA